CACUUCUUCUCGCGCAGACGCUGAGACGCGCAGCUCCCUGUUGAAGGCAACCCAAAGCCCUGCACACCGGCCAUGUCGUCCUCCAACCGCGUGGCGCUGGUCACCGGGGCCAACAAGGGCAUCGGCUUCGCCAUCGUGCGUGACCUGUGCCGGGAGUUCCCGGGGGACGUGGUGCUCACGGCGCGGGACGAGGCGCGGGGUCGGGCGGCCGUGCAGCAGCUGCAGGCGGAGGGCCUGAGCCCGCGUUUCCACCAGCUGGACAUCGAUGACCGGCAGAGCAUCCGCGCCGUGCGCGACUUCCUGCGCAAGGAGUACGGGGGCCUCGACGUGCUGGUCAACAACGCGGGCAUCGCCUUCAAGACUGCUGAUACCACACCAUUUCACAUUCAAGCAGAGGUGACUAUGAAAACAAACUUCUUUGCCACCAGAGAUGUGUGCACAGAGCUCCUGCCUCUGAUAAAACCGCAAGGCAGAGUGGUGAAUGUAUCCAGCUUUGUCAGUGUCAACUCUCUAAAGAAAUGCAGCCCUGAACUGCAGCAGAAGUUUCGAAGUGAGACCAUCACGGAGGAGGAGCUGGUGGGGCUCAUGAACAAGUUCGUGGAAGACACAAAGAACGGAGUGCACAGGAAGGAGGGCUGGCCCGAUACCGCAUAUGGAGUGACGAAAAUCGGAGUCACGGUCCUGUCCAGAAUCCACGCCAGGAAACUGAGUGAGCAGAGAGGAGGCGACAAGAUCCUCCUCAAUGCCUGCUGCCCAGGGUGGGUGAGAACCGACAUGGCAGGACCCAAAGCCCCCAAAAGCCCAGAAGAAGGAGCAGAGACCCCUGUGUACUUGGCCCUUCUGCCCUUGGAUGCCGAGGGGCCUCAUGGAGAGUUUGUUUCUGAGAAAAAAGUUGUGCAGUGGUGAGCUCACUCACAGCUCCACCCAUGGGUCUGUUUAUAUUGCUGUCCCAGAUUCACCAAACAUACACUGACAAAAUUAUCCCUAUGCAGAAAAAAAGAAAAAGGAAUCAAAAUAUCCAGAUCAAGUUCUCACUGGGAGACGGCUGCUAAUGUUGUAAAGAGUUUUCUGAUUUCUUCUGUGAUCCCAGGGGAGGAAAAGUGGGAUGGGUGACAAAUAAUAAAAAUAAACAAUUCUUUAUAAAUGUCCAUUUGUGCAAACUCUUAAAUGGUGAAUCUGCUCCAUUAUUCGUAAUAGCUGAAGCUAGUUUGGUGGACAUGUGGGUGUCUAGUAUUAGUUCCAUUUUUCUAUUUAAAAUUUUUCAGGACAAACAUCUGGAACCAGAGAGUCCUGGCUCUGCCCCCUUCCUGGAUGACCUAGAGCCAAAAUCCAGCAGGAUACUACUCCCUAACCCAGGGAAACCUGCUCAGUGUUACGUGGCAGCCUGGGAGGGAGGGGAGAUUGUAGAGAACCAAUACAUGAAUACGUGUGGCUGAGUUCCUGUGCUGUCCCCCUGAAACCGUGGUGACAGCUGACAGCGUUGUCAAUCAGCGAUGAGGGUGUUAGUCGCCCAGUCCUGUCUAGCUCUUGGCAGAUCUGUGGAUAGCUGUCUGCAAUUCCAUGGACUGUGGCCCACUGGGCUCCUCUGUCCAUGGGAUUUCGCAGGCAAGAAUACUGGAGUCAGUUGCCAUUUAUUUCUCCAGGGGAUCCUCCCAACCUAGGGAUCAAACCUGGGU
This is a messenger RNA of Budorcas taxicolor (takin), 1676 nucleotides long. RefSeq names its product carbonyl reductase [NADPH] 1. NCBI's taxonomy places the organism in Eukaryota, Metazoa, Chordata, Mammalia, Artiodactyla, Bovidae. Bases 73 to 906 code for a protein of 277 amino acids. The record is from RefSeq and is a predicted model, not a curated record. Gene Ontology annotation, molecular function: carbonyl reductase (NADPH) activity. The transcript is spliced from 3 exons.